AUGGCUUCCCCCGACGACCACAUCCUUGAGAAGAAUCCCUUCGACGCUGCUGAUAGUGUUGAUAGCUCAUCAGCUCCAGAUUCCAAAGGGCCUGAAAGUCCACCAGACGCAGGCAAUGAAACCGACGCUGCACCGGAGCAGCAAUUUCCAGGCCCUUUCAAAUUUGCAUUAGUGACUUUGUCGCUGUGCCUCAUCAUCUUUGUCAUCACUCUGGACAGCACCGUCCUAGCAACAGCAGUGCCUGUGAUUUCCGACCAGUUUAAUUCCAUCAAAGACAUUGGCUGGUACAGUAGCGUGUAUUUCAUGACUACAUCUAUAACGCAGUUGCUCUACGGAAAGCUCUAUACUUGGUACCCUAUUCAAUAUGUGUACACAGUGGCCAUGAUAUUUUUCUUGGCUGGCUCGGCAAUUUGUGGUGCGGCUCCAAACUCUCCAGCCCUGAUUGUCGGCCGUGCUGUGGCAGGAAUUGGAUGCUCGGGAUUGCUCGUUGGUACCUUUUCUCUUGUGCCUUUUAUUGCCCAUCCGGCAAAGGCCCCUUUGUUUAUGGGAUUGGUCGGUGGCACAAUGGGCAUUGGAUAUGCUACUGGGCCAUUGAUUGGCGGCGCAUUUACUGAGCACGUCACUUGGCGAUGGAAUUUUUACAUUAACCUUCCAAUUGGCGCUUUCAGUUAUGUUAUUUUCUUGCUGUUUGUGCGCGCACCCAAGCCCCAGGCCAAGCCUCCUUCUCUGGUUGAAUUCUUCAGGGGAUUCGACUUUAGCGGCCUCAUUACCCUGACUGGAAGUGUCAUCUGCCUCCUUCUCGCCCUGCAAUGGGGUGGGGCCACCUACGCCUGGGAUAGUGGCAGAAUAAUCGUUCUGCUCGUUCUUUUUGGUCUGCUGGGAAUCGCUUUCAUCGUUCUGGAGCUCUGGCAGGGUGACAAGAGUAUGCUGCCUGGACGUGUGCUCAAACAACGCAGUGUAGCUGCCGCUUGCCUUUUCUGCUUUUGCUCCAGUGGUGCCUCGUUCUUGCUGCUUUAUUACAUUCCAAUUUGGUUCCAAGGAGCUCUGGGAACGAGCCCCUUCGGUGCUGGUGUUGACACCCUUCCUCUGGUCAUUGCCAAUGCCCUGUCCUCACUACUUGGGGGUAUUCUAAUCGGAAUGGUUGGGUACAUCUGGCCCUUCCUCGUUUUCUCCUCCACGUUCCUCUCCAUCGGGGCAGGUCUAUUCACCACAUUUACGAUUGACAUCGGCACUGGAAAAUGGAUUGGGUACCAAAUCCUCUACGGCUUGGGUAUGGGUUUAUGUGCUCAAACUCCGGUUAUGGUCGCCCAGAAUUGCCAUCCUCACUGGUGUUGCUCAAUCCCUCUUCAUCAAUCACCUAGACCAAGACAUUACCUAGACCAAGACAUUGCCAAGACAGAUGUCGCCGGUAUCGACACCAGUCAAAUCAUGACCGGGGGUGUCACAACCUUGACCAAGGGGCUACAUGGGGCAGAAAAGACCGCCAUCCUCAACGCCUUCAAUAAGGCAAUGGUGGAUAUGUGGUUGUUGCCUCUGGCUUUGUGCUGCAUUAGUAUCAUUGGUGCUGUGACCGUUGAGCGACGCAAAAUUCGGGGGCAGGAGAAGGAAACUAAGAAGGAGUCAGCAUCGGCGUCGGCAUAA
Messenger RNA from Penicillium egyptiacum, 1641 nucleotides. The record is from the annotation of a GenBank genome assembly. NCBI's taxonomy places the organism in Eukaryota, Fungi, Ascomycota, Eurotiomycetes, Eurotiales, Aspergillaceae.